ACUGAGUUGGUGUCUCCGCCUCCUACGAAUGUUUCUCUUCUCCCCGCGUUGGAACUCUCCGUCUAUUUCUGGAUAUAACGGUUGUUUGCUUUAGCGGUCGGCGUUUGUUCACCCUGAACUGAAGGUGACAUUUCGAAAUAUUGCCCCCCUUUGACGUUGUUUUCAACUUUACUUCCGGGAUGAACGCUUUAAUCCGGCGGUCGAUCGCCGGUCGACUUCACAACGUGAAGAAUAUCCAUGUAGGCGCACCUGUCGCGACCUUUGACCUGAGGAGGAUCGAGCUGACGCCACUGGAGCAGCGGAAGUUGACGUUUGAUUCCCAGGAGAUGAUGAAACAACUGCAGUGCAGCGGUUUUGAGAAGCAGCAAGCAGAGCUGGUGGUCUCUGCUCUGGUCACCUUGACAACAGCCAACAUGGACAUUGUUUACAAGGACAUGGUGACCAGAUCUCACCAGGAGAUCGCGCUGCAGCAGAUCAUGGCGCAUCUGGACGCCAUCCGGAAGGACAUGGUGAUCCUGGAGAAGAGCGAGUUCGCCAAUCUCCGCUCCGAGAACACGAAGAUGAAGCGCGAGCUGGAGCAGCUGAAGGAACGGGUGAAGGAAGAGAACCUGAAAGUCCGAGCUGAAACGAAACUGGACAUCAACCUGGAGAGAAGCAGAGUCGCUGACAUGUUCAGUGACCAAGAGAAGCGAUUGAUGGAGACAGUCACAGACUUUCACCAGAAGAAAAGUGACCUGGAGCACGACAACAUGGAGAUCAACAAGAAGAUUGACCUGCAGGUGGCGUCGCUCAAGACGGUCCUGGAGUCUCUGAAGCUGGAGACGGUCCGCUACUUGGCAGGCACAGUCUUCGCUUGUCUCGCCAUCGCCCUGGGAGUUUACAGGAUGUGGAGGUGAAGAGGAGACCCAGCUUGGUCCAACCACUAGUUUACACAUGCGACAGUGUUUUAGAGAUGAUUCACGAUCAGAAGUAGCAAACUUGCUGACUCAACUAAAAUGACUGCUGAAGCCAUGUUUAUAUAUUUUUUAACACCAGACUUGAUCUAAAUUGUGUUUGCACAGAAUGACAAGAAAUUAAGAAAAAAAAGAAUGUUUUAAAAGAUGUUAUUUUACAAUGAAGGUCAAGAGUCUCUACCUUUUGGAAGAGAAUUUAAGUGUUGGGCUGCGGAGGCUUUAGACUGAGCUCUCUCUUGAUGGGACUAGUUUUACGAGGACGGAACAAGGGGAUCAAACUUUUGCCGGAGAACGAUUUUGGGAAAUUUAUACGAGUGCACCGAGAUACUCUUUUCAAAUCACGUUACACACAUUGCUAUGGCGUUUUUUUUUCACUCCGGGCCUGCUCUGAGAAUUUGUCCAGAAGUUUUAGGAGCUUCAUUUGUAAAAACAAACCAGUGUUAUUUAUUUGUAUUAGUCUGUUGUACCAAAUGUAUUUUAACAAAUGUCAUUUAAAAAAAUAAAAAA
Messenger RNA from Synchiropus splendidus (mandarinfish), 1460 nucleotides. It is a transcript of the gene ccdc90b, whose product is annotated as coiled-coil domain containing 90B. The coding region runs from base 180 to 896 and encodes 238 amino acids. Gene Ontology annotation, cellular component: mitochondrion. The transcript has 9 exons. The record is from RefSeq and is a predicted model, not a curated record. Lineage: Eukaryota; Metazoa; Chordata; Actinopteri; Syngnathiformes; Callionymidae.